Molecule: messenger RNA, 1799 nt
Organism: Micropterus salmoides (largemouth bass)
Lineage: Eukaryota; Metazoa; Chordata; Actinopteri; Centrarchiformes; Centrarchidae
Gene: yipf1
Product: Yip1 domain family, member 1
Exons: 10
Coding region: 235-1149 (304 amino acids)
Biological process (GO): vesicle-mediated transport
Cellular component (GO): Golgi apparatus; membrane
Molecular function (GO): small GTPase binding
Source: RefSeq, a predicted model, not a curated record
CGGUUUAACAAAUAAACAAUUACUUUGAAAAUGUUUAGCCACAGGAAAAAGGCUUGUUUACAUGGCUGGGAUGUCCUGUUCCACGCAACGCUAACCUAGCUUAGGGAAGUCAAGUGAAAUGAUUUUCAUGAGUUUUGGAAGAUAAUUUGGUUUUUAAGACUGGGUUGUUGCCUCAGUGAAACAUUAACUUGCCUAUAAGUUCCUAAGAGACGAAACCUGUUACUGAGAGUGUAAAUGGCGUCGACAAAUGAUCCAUUUCAAUUUCAGGAAUUUGAAGAAGCCGGCAAUCUGUUGGAAGCCAACAGAUAUGCAACCACUAUUAGUAUUGAAGAUGAAGAUGUCAAGCCAGAGAAGCAGAGAAAAGCUGCUGGUUUCACUCCUGAUGGUGGUGACGAGGACCCACUAGCCAGUGAUGACAAGACAGAGCUUCUCUCUGGGCAAAAGAAAAGUGUCCCUUUCUGGACGUUUGAGUACUACCAAAGAUUUUUUGACAUCGAGACCCAUCAUGUGAAGGAAAGGAUCAUUGGAUCAGUGGUGCCGUGGCCUGGAAAGAACUUUAUUCACGUCUACCUUCGUGGAAAUCCUGAUCUUUAUGGACCCUUUUGGAUUUGUACCACUCUUGUGUUUGCCCUUGCCAUCUGUGGAAACAUAUCAAACUUUCUGGUGCACUUAGGUGACCCGGAUUAUAAGUACACCCCAGAGUUUCAAAAGGUGACCAUAGCUGCAACAGCGAUCUUCAGCUAUGCUUGGUUGGUGCCCCUUGCCCUCUGGGGUUUCCUGCUGUGGAGAAACAACAAGAUCAUGAACUUAGUGUCAUACUCUUUUAUGGAGAUCGUCUGUGUGUAUGGCUAUUCUCUUGCAAUUUACAUUCCAGCAGAGGUCGUGGGGAUCCUCCCAUAUGAAUGGCUGAGGUGGUGCUCCAUCGUGGUGGCUCUGUGCCUCUCCGGCUCAGUGCUGGUGAUGACUUUCUGGCCUGCAGUCAGGGAUGACCACCCCAAAGUUAUCAUAACAAUCAUGUCUGCCAUUGUUGUGCUCAACGUUCUGCUUGCUGUUGGUUGUAAGGCCUAUUUCUUUAGUAAACCACAACCAGUAUUACAAGUUGACAACAGUGCUGCAACAGAUGUAACCAAGGCACCGUCUUCGACUUGAAAGCCUUUCAUUGUCUAAAGGUUCUCCUGUUGCCUUGUUAAAGAGAAUCGGGUUGCUGUGCUGAUGAAGUAAUGGGUCGUCUGGAUUUCACCUGCAUUCUGACAUUCUGGCUUAAGACCUUAAAACCCAGUGUGUAUGCUUGGUUCACCUGCGUGACCUCUGAAAACAAACACUAGUACCAAUUAUGUUAUUUCUAUUGGGAUGGGUGUUGUGUCACACAGCACAUAAGAUCUCUUUUAGUAUGGCAGUUCUCUGCUUUAUAGCUCUUUCGUUGAAAUAUUUAGAUAACCAGUCUGUGCAGUACUGUUGGUGGCAUCAAUGGUACUUUGUUAUGCAUUUUUUAUAUUCCUUUAAUGGGAAGUGGCUAGUUUACUUACUGAACAGCACAACAAUUAUAGGUGUUGGUGAGAUAUUCAAGGUUUGGACUUAUUAUGUACAAAUAUAGUUAUUGUAUUUUCCUCCAACUGAUAUAACCGCAAGUGCCCUCAACUAAUGCCAAAGACUCAUUCUAAAUGUCAAAGGUAUUUACAACUUCUGUAACACAUUUUUUAUUAAUUUGUUUUUAUUGUGAUAAAUUACAUUUGGUAAAAUGUAUGAAAUUGGCCGUUCUCUAAGUGUUUCAUGGGAAAAAAUAAAACAUCUUUGUGGGA